Thlaspi arvense is the source of this 324-nucleotide messenger RNA. The record is from the annotation of a GenBank genome assembly. Lineage: Eukaryota; Viridiplantae; Streptophyta; Magnoliopsida; Brassicales; Brassicaceae.
AUGGAAACUGAUUCAGUCCCUUCUACACAAACAAGAUUGGAGCAAACGAAAAAUAUGUACAGAUCCGCGAGCUGGAACCGUGUGACUGAGGAUUACUCUGUGCCUUGGUCUGCGCCAAAGGGAUUGUGGAAAGGCCUAGACGAAGACGAGCCCGCUCUAUACGAUCCUACCGGCCAGGAGGUGACAAAGAAAGAGAAGUCACGUGCCAAGUUCGCUGAAAACGCCGUUCACAUAAUCCCUUUUGUCCUUCUCGCUUGUGCUCUCGUCCUUUGGUUUUUCUCUAAUCCAGUAGUCGGAGUUGGGUUUCUCCCAAACCCAUACUAA